Messenger RNA from Dictyostelium discoideum AX4, 2562 nucleotides. RefSeq names its product elongation factor 2 (gene cinC). Gene Ontology annotation, molecular function: GTPase activity; GTP binding. The transcript has 2 exons. The record is from RefSeq and is a predicted model, not a curated record. Gene Ontology annotation, cellular component: cytoplasm. Bases 1 to 2562 code for a protein of 853 amino acids. NCBI's taxonomy places the organism in Eukaryota, Evosea, Eumycetozoa, Dictyosteliales, Dictyosteliaceae.
AUGGUCAAUUUUACAAUAGAUCAAAUUCGUUCAAUUAUGGAUCGUCGUGAAAAUAUCAGAAAUAUGUCUGUUAUUGCUCAUGUUGAUCAUGGUAAAACUACUCUUACUGAUUCAUUAAUUCAAAGAGCUGGUAUUAUUGCAGAUAAGGUAUCUGGUAAUGCAGGAUAUAUGUCAUGUCGUCCAGAUGAACAAUUACGUGGUAUUACCAUAAAGUCAUCAUCUGUUUCACUUCACUUUGAAAUGCCAAAAGAUGAGAAAUUACCAACUGGUUGUAGCUCACACGAAUUCUUGAUCAAUCUUAUUGAUUCACCAGGUCAUGUUGAUUUUAGUUCUGAAGUAACAGCAGCACUUCGUGUUACCGAUGGUGCAUUGGUAGUUAUCGAUUGUGUUGAGGGUGUUUGUGUACAAACUGAAACUGUUUUACGUCAAGCAAUGGCUGAACGUAUUAAACCAGUUUUAUUUGUAAACAAGGUUGAUCGUUUUCUUUUGGAACUCCAAUUAAACAGUGAAGAUGCCUAUUUAUCAUUUACAAGAGCCAUUGAAUCUGUAAAUGUAGUAAUUGGAUCAUUUGGUUGUACUGGUGAAAACAAUGAAUUUGGUAAUGGUAUGAUGGGUGAUAUUAACCUCUCACCAGAGAAAGGUACAAUUGCAUUUGGUUCUGGCCUACAUGGUUGGGGUUUUACAAUUGGUAAAUUCGCAAAACUUUACGCUUCAAAAUUUGGUGUUUCUGAAGAGAAAUUAAUGUCACGUUUAUGGGGUGAUAAUUACUUUGAUCAAGAAUCAAAGAAAUGGAAAACUUCAAAUGUACCUUCAUCUGAUGAUGGUAGUGGUGAAGCAAAACCAUUACAAAGAGCAUUUUGUCAAUUUAUUUUGGAUCCAAUUUAUAAAUUGACUCGUGCAGUAAUCGAUGAAGAUCAAGAUAGAAUCGAUUCAAUGUUGAAAGUACUCAACAUUUCUCUCUCACCUGAAGAUGCUGAAUUGAAGGGUAAGAAUUUGAUCAAAUCAAUCAUGAGAAAGUUCUUACCAGCUUCAGAUGCCAUUCUUUCAAUGGUUGUCUCUCAUUUACCAUCACCAUUGGAAGCACAGAAAUAUCGUGUUAGUCAUCUUUAUGAAGGUCCAAUGGAUGAUAAAUGUGCAUUGGCUAUUGCUAAUUGUGAUCCAAAUGGUCCAUUGAUGAUGUAUGUAUCUAAAAUGAUUCCAACCUCGGAUAAAGGUCGUUUCUAUGCAUUUGGUCGUGUUUUCUCUGGUACCAUCCGUACUGGUCAAAAGGUUCGUAUCAUGGGACCAGAUUAUGUACCAGGCAAAAAGGAUGAUCUAUACCUUAAAUCAAUUCAACGUACCGUACUUAUGAUGGGUAGAAAGAUUGAACUUCUCGAUGAUUGUCCAUGUGGUAAUAUCAUUGGUUUGGUUGGUGUAGACCAGUUCUUGGUUAAAUCUGGUACGAUUUCUACGGAAGAAACGGCUCAUAAUAUAAGAGUUAUGAAAUUCUCGGUUUCUCCCGUAGUCCGGGUGGCUGUACAACCAAAGAAUCCAUCUGAACUACCAAAACUUAUUGAAGGUCUUAAAAUUUUAGCAAAAGCUGAUCCAUGUGUUUUAUGUAUCACCGAAACAUCUGGUGAACAUAUUGUUGCUGGUGCAGGUGAACUUCACUUGGAAAUUUGUCUUAAAGACCUUGAAGAAGAUCAUGCAGGCAUUGAAAUUAUUACCUCUGAUCCAGUGGUAUCAUUUUGUGAAUCUGUUUCAGAGGAAUCAAAAAUCAUGUGUCUUGCAAAAUCACCAAAUAAACACAAUCGUAUCUACAUGAAAUCUGAACCAUUAUCGUCAGACCUAACUGAUGAUAUUGAUAAUGGUUUGGUGGCUUUUAAUCAAGAUGUUAAAAGUCGUGCCAAUUAUCUCUAUGAUAAACAUUCUUGGGAUAAGAAUGAUGCAGUUAACAUUUGGUCAUUUGGUCCAGAAUAUAAGGGUCCAAAUGUUUUAGUUAACAAAACCAAAGGUGUUCAAUAUCUUCAUGAAAUUAAAGACUCUAUGGUUUCAGCAUUCCAAUGGAUCUCAAAUGAAGGUGUAUUAUGUGGUGAGAAAAUGAGAUCGAUUCGUUUCAACGUUUAUGAUGUAAUGCUUCAUGCCGAUGCAAUUCAUAGAGGUAGUGGUCAAUUUAUUCCAACAACUCGUCGUGUAAUGUAUGCCUCCCAACUAUCAGCUCAACCAACACUUUUGGAACCAAUGUAUUUGGUUGAUAUUAGUACUCCUGAAAGUGGUAUUAGUGGUAUCUACUCUGUACUCAAUCGUAGAAGAGGUGUUGUCAUUGGUGAAGAACGUCGUAUUGGUACUCCAUUAUUCAAUAUCAAAGCUUAUCUUCCUGUAAUGGAAUCAUUUGGUCUCACUGCUGAUUUACGUUCAAGUACUGCUGGUCAAGCUUUCCCUCAAUGUGUUUUUGAUCAUUGGAGUUCAAUUGGUAUCGUUGGUCAAGAUAAAAGAUCAACUGAAGUAGCUUCAUCAAUUAGAAAGAGAAAAGGUUUAAAUCCAAAAUUACCAACUCUUGAAGAAUAUAAUGAAAAACUUUAA